AUGCCUCAUGCAGUAUCGUCCGCACAAGACUUGAGCAGAAGCCAGGAAGACACUGUUCUCCCAGAUGCAGCCUCCCAGGACCACAUGAGCGAGUCCCAAGACAUUGCCAUGGACGACUCGCCUACGGAACGUGAGAAAUCCACUACAAAGGGCCUCGACGACAUGUUUGACGAUGAUGAUGACGACGACGACGAGUUCUCCUCGAGCGCUGCAACUCACCUGGCCGACAGCUCACAACCGAAGCCGCAAUCAGCACCAUCGGCCAAGUUUUCCUCCCCAGAGAUACUCCGUCAAUUCUAUCAACGGUUGUGUCCCUUUCGUCAGCUAUUUCAAUGGCUGAAUCAUUCCGCAACGCCACAGCCAGACUUCCAGAAUCGCGAGUUCUCUUUCUGGUUGCCUGACAACAAAGUCAUCCGGUAUUUGUCGUUUCCAACUGCCGACUUGUUACGGAAACAGUGCGUACAGAUGGCGCCCGAACGUUUCGAAAUAGGACCACAGUACUCGAUAAAUCCGAAGGACCGCAAGACGUUGAAGAAAGCUUCCGCUUUCAAGCCCGUGAUGAAGGAGCUGGUGUUUGAUAUCGACAUGACAGAUUACGACUCCAUCCGAACGUGCUGCCAAGGAGCGAAGAUUUGCAUCAAAUGCUGGCAGUUCAUUGUCAUGGCUAUCAAGGUCGUUGACACUGCAUUGAGAGAGGACUUUGGCUUUCAGCACAUCAUGUGGGUGUACUCGGGACGAAGAGGCGCUCACGCUUGGGUCAGUGACAAGCGUGCGCGUGAGAUGGACGAUUCCAAACGAAGGGCUGUUGCCAACUACCUGGAAGCCAUACGCGGGAAUGAGAAUGGGAAAAGAAACGCCUUCAGACGUCCUCUGCACCCGCACAUCGAGCGAAGCUUGAAGAUAUUGACGCCAUAUUUCUCGUCCGACGUGCUUGCCGAGCAAGAUCCUUGGGAAUCUGACGCGCAGGCGGAGAAGCUCAUCAAUCUCCUGCCGGACAGUACCCUGACAGAUGCUCUGAAGAAGAAGUGGGACACUUCUGCUCGGAGCUCAUCCCAAAAGUGGGCAGACAUCGACUCCGUUGCGGAAGCUGGCAAUCUCUCUACUCUCAAUCCAAAGCAGCUGGUGGAGACGAAGCAGGACAUCAGACUGGAAUACACGUACCCCCGUCUUGAUGCUGAGGUCUCCAAGAAGCUCAAUCAUUUGCUCAAGUCGCCAUUUGUCAUCCAUCCCGGCACAGGACGCGUAUGUGUGCCAAUCGAUAUGAGGCGUCUGGAGGAAUUUGACCCAUUCACUGUCCCCACCGUGACGCAAUUGCUUGGGGAGAUUGAUGAGUGGGAGACGAAGAAAGGAGCUGACAUGAGCGACGAGGAGAAGUCCAAAGUGCAGGAUUGGCAAAAGACGAGCUUGAAGCCGUACAUUGAAUACUUCAGAGGCCAUGUAGCGGCCUUGAUCAAGGAGGAGGGCAAAGGCAAGCGAGGCAGAGAUGAAGAUAGCAUGGAGUUCUGA
Ramularia collo-cygni is the source of this 1506-nucleotide messenger RNA. RefSeq names its product related to DNA primase 48K protein PRI1. The transcript has a single exon. Gene Ontology annotation, biological process: DNA replication, synthesis of primer. Lineage: Eukaryota; Fungi; Ascomycota; Dothideomycetes; Mycosphaerellales; Mycosphaerellaceae. Bases 1 to 1506 code for a protein of 501 amino acids. Gene Ontology annotation, cellular component: alpha DNA polymerase:primase complex. The record is from RefSeq and is a predicted model, not a curated record.